ACGGUACCCUUUGCAGACAGCAUUCUAUUCUUGACACACCCCCCGUUCCGAAAAUAGAGACGAUUGUUUGCGGUGUUGUUACAGUGUGUGCUGUAAGGAACGCAUCUUCGUCAGCCAAGGAAAGUCGUCGGAAUCGCGCUCCGGUUGCCCUCACAACUCGACACUCCCAAGAGGUGCCCCCAGUCGGUCUCUGUGCGAGCACGACCCCCCGAGUGUAUUUACGAACCAUGGCAUCCGAGAAGAUCGUGGAAGCCUCCCGUUGGGCCAUUGCCGUCAAAACGGUGGGUGGUGAAGGAACUACCAAGGACAGUUUUGUCGUGCAAGUUUCUCCGGAGGAUAGUUUGACUCGAUUGCAGGACGAGAUCGAAAACGCUACGGGUUUGGCGCCGCAUCAGCAAAAGCUCAUCUACCGAGGAAGACUCAUUCACAGCCAUACAGUAUCGGGAUCCAGUGAAGGAAUGGAUAGUCGCUGCGAUGCAAAAGAUCAGGAAGACGAUUUGAAAAUCAAAGACAUU
Messenger RNA from Phaeodactylum tricornutum CCAP 1055/1, 515 nucleotides. RefSeq lists its product with no specific name. The record is from RefSeq and is a predicted model, not a curated record. The annotation marks the transcript as partial. The transcript has 2 exons. Gene Ontology annotation, molecular function: protein binding. NCBI's taxonomy places the organism in Eukaryota, Bacillariophyta, Bacillariophyceae, Surirellales, Neidiaceae.